Messenger RNA from Penaeus vannamei (Pacific white shrimp), 2325 nucleotides. RefSeq names its product zwei Ig domain protein zig-8. Gene Ontology annotation, cellular component: neuron projection membrane. Gene Ontology annotation, biological process: synapse organization. The record is from RefSeq and is a predicted model, not a curated record. Lineage: Eukaryota; Metazoa; Arthropoda; Malacostraca; Decapoda; Penaeidae.
GAGUAGUUCGUUGCGUGUCGCCGCGUUGUGUUUCUCGGAUCUGGCGAGCGGAAAGCCUGGCGUUCUUGCAAUUGCACGGAUUAUUAUUGCACGUUCAUGCCCUGUGGGAAAGGAGGAAUUUUUCGCCUUUUGGAUGACCAGAAUGCAAUCAUGGAUUUUCUACACAUAAAUAUCUCUGAUGACAUUCAGGAAUGGAACUUUUAGACCUAACUUAAACUUCUAUCAACGCCUGGGUCCUCGGCACUGAAGUCACGCAACGGUACCCGACGGAGGAGCAGAUCACCAUGUUUACCAUCGACGGUGCGCUUCUGCUGCUGUUGUUACUACACUCUGUCUCCAACGGUGACGCCUCGCGGUCGAGAUCCCAGAACGAGAACUUCCGCAGGAUGGUGCCCACGCCUGCAGUCUUCAACAAUGGAUUCCAGGAGACCCACCGCCUCGCCGCCACCCACGCCUCCUUCAGGUUCCCGGCUUCGCACCAGUUCCGCAAAAUGGCCAAGAACCACGACGCCAGGAAGUACUUGGCCGCCCUGUCGCCCUCGGGGUCCAGAGCCAACGCCUCGACCUUCUCCUCGCACGAAGACUUCAGGGCGAGGGGCUCCUACUUCCUCAACGCCCGCGGGUCUGGGGAGGAGGUGUUCCCCGCCCACUACGAGCAGAGGACCUGGACGGCCGCCCCGAGACUGGACCUGCUGGACCCGGACACCACGACCAGGGACCCGGCCAUCCCUGAAAACCCGGAAGGACUCAAGAAUCCUUCCCUGCUAGUGGGACUCUGGGAGGAGGAGCCGACCAUUCGGGAGACCGACGCUUACUUCAAGGGAGAAAACGGUAGCGCCGUGGAAGCACAGGCCGGGACAACAGCCAAUAUCCCCUGCGUCAUCUUGAAUCGUGCAGACCAUGAGACGGUGUCAUGGACCCGACUGAGAGAUCACCACCUCAUCACCGUCGGUCGGCAAACGUACAGCAAGGACGAUCGAUUCUCUGUCACGUACAACCGACACCUGAAUGAAUGGACACUUCACCUUCGCUAUGCCCAGGAACGUGAUGCAGGGGAGUAUAUGUGUCAGCUGUCAACUCACCCGCCUAUGGUGUUCAUCGCCAACCUCACUAUCACACAAGCCUCAGCAGAAAUCCUCGGCAGGAAUGAACGAUUUGUACACGAGGGCAGCGCUGUGGUACUAACGUGUAUACUCAAGCACCACACUCAGCCGCCAGAGUAUGUGUUCUGGUACCAUAACCGUACCAUGAUCAACUUCGAGACUAACAGACAGGUACGAGUUGAGAAGACGAGGGACGGCAGCAUCCUCACGCUAACCUCGGUGGGCAGGACAGACUCUGGGAAUUAUACGUGCUCGCCAGACCAUGCCAAAAGUGCUUCGAUCACUCUGCAUAUUAUACUGGGUGACGCCCCAGCCGCCAUGCAAGUGUCUGGCUCCUCUUGCACGUUUCCAAGUUCCCUCCUGCAGUCUACAUGUCUCCUCCUCGGCCUCCACAGGCUCGGCAUCUGCAUCGUGGGCUGCCGUCGUUGGCUCUUCUCGUGAUAAACAAACGCCGCGAGAAGUUCCAAUACUUUUUUCAGACUGGUAGGAUAACGGUCGUGCGAAGGCGUUCGAAUUUUGUUUUUGUUUUUAUGACUUUGGUGGUUAGUUCGCAAGCACGCCGAGCCAUAUUAUGAAUCAGAAGAAGAAAAAUAUAUAUAUAUAUUGUGUGUGUAUAUGUGAGAUUUAUCAAGACUAUGUGGCUACAGGACUUUUGAUAUGAAUCUGUAGUUUUCAUACGGACUUCGAAGCCAAUGGCGAUCCCUUUGUGAAGCACAGACAUGACCCACAGAAGGGAAAGUGUGCCAUGGAGUGUUUGAAUUCAACGUUUGUGCUCCAAGAUACAUAAUGGCUUUCAUGAGUGUCGUGCACUGGUCACUUACCCGGAGUGCCAUCCUGCGUGCCAUACAGUGCCACAGACAGAGAGACGGGAGACUUUUAGCUCCUCAGAGUUAUUAGAACUAGUACGAUCAUUCCUGUUUUAUUUUUUCUAUGGUUUCAUCGGUUUAAUCGCGAGCGUCAUCAUUAGCAUUUUAGGAUUUCCAUUAUCAUCAUUAGUAUAGUAAUCGAAAUGUCAUCGUCAUCAUUCUUGUCAUCAGCGCCACCCUCGUCAUGCCAUCAAAAUGUGAUGAUUAUCCUCAUUAUUACCAUCUGAAGAUCGUUGCCGUUUCCAGGGUUUCCUUCCCUUCGUCGUCCUGCUUGUUUCAGGUUGCUUUGCAAUUCCUCAUUGAAAGCCAUCUAGGUUAUACAUAGUUUUGUUAGUUUGCCGGACGCAAGUCACAUA